AUGGAAAGCCCUGAAUCGCCGGUGGAACACGUCGACGUCCUUGUGGUGGGUGGAGGACCAGUCGGCCUCAUUACCGCAUACCAACUUGCACGCAAUCUCACCCGCUCAAAACACCGCAUCAAGAUCAUUGAGAAACAUGCAAAAUCAUCUCAGGACCAGUAUGGCCGCGCCAUCACCCUCUUCCCCCGCACCUCUGAGAUGCUCGACCAGCUGGGCCUCGCCGACGCCCUUGCCCAGCAAUGCUUCGCCUGCCGCGACACGGUCAACUACGACCAGCACGGCAACGAAGUCCAAGGCAGAGGCUGGGCGUUUAUGCAAAACAUGAAAGACACCGCGUGGGACUUUGCCCUUGUGCUCCGCCAAAAAUACCAAGAAGACAUAUUCCGCCGUGCCAUGAGCAAAGAAGGCGUAGACCUCCAAGCACCAUAUACACUAACGGGCAUCCACAUCUCGCACGACGUCCAACCCGGAGACUACAGGAUCCUCGCCACCAUCGAGCACAGCGAGACGAAGCUCCAGAGCCAUGUCAAGUGCCGGUACCUGGUUGGCGCCGACGGCGGCAAAUCCUUUGUCCGGCGCGCGCUCGCCAUCCCGUUUGACGGCUCCUCGACCGAAGACAAAUGGGUGCGCAUCGACGGCGUCGUCGAGACCAAUCUCCCCAAGCCACGCACCUACUGCGCCAUUGAAAGCCCCACGCACGGCAACGUGCUCUGGGCGGCGCUGGACCGCGGCGCCACUCGCAUCGGCUUUGCGUUUACAGCGGAGCGCCAGAAAGCGUAUACGGAAUUCAACGAGGACGCCGCUGUCGCCGAGGCCAUUGCCGCCGUGAAACCAUUUAGCCUGCGCUUCAAGCAGGUCGACUGGUGGACCAUCUACGUAGUAGGCCAGCGCAUUGCACGCUCCUUUUUCGAGCACGACUGCGUGUUCCUCGCAGGCGACGCAUGCCACACGCACAGCAGCGGCGCCGCCCAAGGCAUGAACACGGGUCUGCACGACGCCGUGAAUCUCGCGUGGAAACUGUGUCUCGUGCUCCAAGGCCGCGCUCAACCCGCCCUCUUGCGCUCCUACGAAACAGAGCGCAGACCAAACGUCUGCCGCCUGAUUGGCUACGACAAGGCCAUUUCAAGACUCAUGACCAUGCAGCUGCCCGAGGACUGGACGGGUGAUCCAAACGCUGAUCCAAAUCAAGUCCUCGGCACGGUUAUGGCUGAAGCUGCGAGUUUCAGUAGUGGAUUGGGUAUAUUUUACGAGCAAGAUUCGUAUCUGAAUUUCUCUCAGUCACAGGCUGGAGAAGAAGGAAUAGCAAUACCAACCGUCCACCCCGGCCACCGCGCGCCCGACAUCACACUCCAAAAACCAGGCACCUUCGAAGCCACGCGUCUGCAGCGAGAAACACCCAACAACGCAUGCUUCUAUAUCGCCGUCUUUUCGGGAAAUGUGGAAUCAACCUUGCACUCGCUGACUUGUUUCACAAAAGCUGUAGCCAGUCUGCCCUGGCUGCUGGAUGAUGAUGCAGUACCCAUUUCUUGGCUUUCCAUCAUCGCAGGACGCGGUGCCCCGUUGGCGUAUGAGAUGCUGGGCCACAUGCCGCUUGGGCGUGUGUUCUACGAUGGCGAUUAUAGCGCACAUGGGCGAUAUGGAGUUUCCAUGGAAAAGGGGGCUGUGCUUGUUCUGCGGCCGGAUGGCUGGGUGGGCACAGUUGUGGAACUGGAUGGAAAUGGAGUCGAGAAACUAGAACGUUAUUUCAGUCGGUUUCUGCUUGCUGCGGCCACGGGCACGAAGCAUGGUGCAAAGUUGUAG
Exserohilum turcica Et28A is the source of this 1800-nucleotide messenger RNA. RefSeq lists its product as uncharacterized. The transcript is spliced from 2 exons. NCBI's taxonomy places the organism in Eukaryota, Fungi, Ascomycota, Dothideomycetes, Pleosporales, Pleosporaceae. Gene Ontology annotation, molecular function: FAD binding. The coding region runs from base 1 to 1800 and encodes 599 amino acids. The record is from RefSeq and is a predicted model, not a curated record.